Peronospora farinosa is the source of this 1068-nucleotide messenger RNA. The record is from the annotation of a GenBank genome assembly. Lineage: Eukaryota; Oomycota; Peronosporomycetes; Peronosporales; Peronosporaceae.
AUGACGCCACCUCGUGCUUUACGUGCAGACGCCGACUAUAUCCCUGUGCAUUUACGGCGCUUUGUCUUCCAUUCACAAGAUGAUUUCUAUGUAUCACGUCAUUUUGAUCCGUUAUUACUAAGUCAUCUCAUGUACGAGGGUUUCUUACCCAUCGCUUCCGAGUUCCAGGACCAAUGUCUCUUACUGCCAAAACUUCAUCGUCAGCGUUGUCUGCUGCUCUUUAAGAGGGAUGAACCCGAGCACGUUCCCAAAAUUGUUCGUAAAAGAGCAAAGAAAUUUACAUUCGUACUUAAUCGGGACUUCGACCGUGUCAUUGCUGGAUGUCAUGAAAAGCACGGGAUUCCCUGGCUCUAUCCCCCUAUUGUCAAAAGCUUUAAAACCCUAUUUAACGCUGGAAAUGCAGGUAUCGAGCUUUAUCCUGGAAUUAGAGUGAGAUUUUUUACAGUGGAAUUGUAUGAUGUCGUCACGGAUUCUUUAGUGGCUGGAGAGCUUGGAUAUACAGUAGGUAGUGUCUAUACGAGUCUAACAGGCUUUAGUAGAGCUAAUGGAGCAGGUACAGUGCAGCUUCAUGCUCUUAGCAAGUUUUUGUACUUGGCCGGGUUCAAAAUGUGGGAUUUGGGCAUGUCAAUGAGCUACAAAAUGAGUUUGGGAGCUAAGGACUUUAAACGGGAUAUGUUUCUGGAUUUGCUUUACAAGUGGCGUUCUCAGCAAGUUUUGAUGAAAUUGAAUGGAAACAAGGAAGAGAAUGAUGUUGGUAUGGGAGUCGUGGUUAAAUCUCUAUUUGAUCCUUCGAAACCUUCACUAGAAAUUACUGCAAAGAGCGAGGAUGGAAAUGAAGAGCAACAAAAGGAACACAUUGCUGGAAAUCUGGCUAAUGAGUUGAAAGACGAGACAGAUACAAAAGAUCACGCAAUGAACGAUACGACGGAUGAGAAGCGUGAAGCUGGUGCAAAACGAAAACUGUCUUUGGGUGAUCGGCACCAGGGCGAGGAUAAGAAGGGCAAGUCCAAAGUGGACGCAAGUCUAACAUCAGAAGCAGACAUUCUGGUCAAUAAGAACGAUAAUUAG